Messenger RNA from Lytechinus pictus (painted urchin), 8869 nucleotides. RefSeq names its product F-box only protein 8-like. Bases 867 to 1751 code for a protein of 294 amino acids. The transcript has 6 exons. Gene Ontology annotation, biological process: regulation of ARF protein signal transduction. Gene Ontology annotation, molecular function: protein binding; guanyl-nucleotide exchange factor activity. The record is from RefSeq and is a predicted model, not a curated record. Lineage: Eukaryota; Metazoa; Echinodermata; Echinoidea; Temnopleuroida; Toxopneustidae.
GAAGUUUAAAUCGCGCGCGCGCGCUACCAUCGCCUCAAACCGAUUAGGGAGAUCCCCCGAAGCUUCAAACACAAGAGAGAGGACAACUCCCAUUGGUGCAAUUCUACCUACUGUUUAUCUAGCGCCCAAUUACAUUUCUCGUAAAUGCGAAGAAAAUAAUUAUAUGAAUAUUCAUAAUUUGCACUUCAUCAGUUCAUGUUUACCUUGACAAGAUAGACUGACUGUGUACUGUUUGUAUGACAGCCUCCGGCUCCACGUCAAUUUUGAGUUGUCAUCACCAGUUUUUGUAACGCUGAGUAGGCCAUCCGAAGGUUAAAAAUGUCUUUUAGUUACUGGUCGAUGGUAACAUUGAUUUAAUGAUUGUUCCAAUUCCGACUGGACUAACUCGUGUCAAGACAACGAACGAAGAGCUAGAUAAUUGGGCGUCCGUCUGUCCUGGAGACGGAGUCUGGACCUGUGGCUGUGCGAGGACCGAGGGCGAGGGCCGAGGCAGCUGCAUAUCUGCAGACAGUGUUCACCAUCGAGAGUUUUCGAGACCAUAAAGUUUGCUCGAAGCCCCUAUCUGAGCUGACCUGGGCUGCCGGAUUGGCAGCACUGUUCCUGCCGUCUCUACCCCGCGGCUUGUCCGAUCGACGUGCUCCGGCACCCGAACUGCAUCUCGGGGGACGUUUUCUGCUCUGUGCACUUUUCUCAUCUCAGACUCAGCUCAGCGGAUGUUUUUGAGAUUACGAAAAAGAAAGGCACUAACUAAGAAAAUCAACGAUAACUUCGACGCUCCUUGAGGAGAAACUUCAGAGUACAGCAACUUUAUGACAGGCUGCCCAGUUGCUCUGUAAAGAGGUGUCUAAGACAAAGCAUAGAAAAGCAUGGGGCAAGCAGUGAGGAGGAUUCGUCGGGAGUCGAGUCUGACGUCAUGGAACAUGGUCAGGGGAAGGAGUGGCUUGAGAAGGUUUCCCAGCUUCUUGGACCCCCAUCAGAAGUUUCCGGACAUCGUCAGCCUUCCUCCGGAGAUUGCGCUGAUGGUGCUGUCAAACCUGAAUGCCACGGACCUCUGCCUUGCGAUGACAGUCAACGACUUCUGGAGGGAACUUGCCAGUGAUGAAAUGCUGUGGCAAGGUUUAUGCAGGGCUACUUGGGGAUGCGUCACUGCGUAUGAAGGAGGAAACAGUGAGAACUUUUCUUGGAAAGCGCUUUACAUGACCUUAGAUGAAGCAACACUUACAUUCAAUUCUAGUGCAGACAUGGGGCUCGAGUACUUAUUUAACCACCAGCUGAUCAAUAAUGAUGUUCAAGAAAUAGCCAAGUUUAUUCACACCACGAACAGACUUCAUCGGAGACGUGUUCGGGACCUUCUUUCAAGAAGGCAAGACAUCUUAGAAGCAAUCAUCAAGCUGGAUGACUAUGCCAACAAAUUCCUUCCCAACGCUCUCAGGACAUUCUUCUCUAAUGUUGAUUCACCCAGUGUAAGUGGUAGAGAUCUCCAUGGACUCCUUCAGAAGUUUGCUGAGAGGUUCAUCAACUGCAACCCAGACUGUGGCAUGACAAAAGAUGCCAUCUGUAUUCUCUCCUACUCACUCAUCAUCCUCUCCGUUGACCUAACAAGCCCGCACGUCAAAAAUAAGAUGUCCAAACGGGAGUUCAUCAGGAAUGUUCGGCAAGCAACAACGGAGGUGGGUGAUGAGCUUGCGGGUCAUCUCUAUGACAAUAUCUACCUUGUGGGUCACAUUGCGCCGCAGAAGUGGGUCGAGUAGGCAAUCCUAAAAAAAGCCUUGCAGUGACAUUUUUUUUCGAUCCCGUUCUAUACUUUGUAAAUUAGAUUGAAGAUAUUUCUAUAUUUGUGUGGUGACGUAUCAUUGCAAUAGAUGGAAGCACAGCUCGCGGUGCAGUCCUGUGAUUUGUAAGUAUUUGUUUCCUCGGCAUAUUUGCUGCUUCGGUGACUUUGAAAUCACAUUAUGGUUUGGUGAGUACCGGGGCUGCCAAGUCACACAUAUUUUCAGGGAAACUCUCUGAAGUUAAAUGAUUUUAGAGGAGAAAACUACCUAAUUUCAAUGAUAAUUAUCAGGUUGUGCAUUAUCCAUUGUACGUACCUAAGCGUUUACAGCAGGAUAGACCUGGCUCUGACUAAUGACAAGGCGCUUUGUUCAAUUGAGAACCAGUGCCCUGCUUCACAAAGACUCACAACAUUUGGUUUAUUAUCGAUUGGUCGAAUGCCAAUUCGUCCAAUUACCAACUCGUCUACUCUCAAUUGGUCUACCAUCACUUCAUCAACUAUCCACACGGUCUAAUUUCCAUUUCGUCCACUCACUGUUUUGUCCGGUGUGUUUGCUCAGUUGGUAGAGCGUCUGUCUCACAACUGGGAGGUCGGGGGUUCAAACCCCGGCCGCGUCGGACCAAAAGACGUUAAAAGAUGGGAGUUGCUGCUACCCUGUUUGGCGUUCAACAAGUAAAGGGAUAGAGCCUCAUCGAUCUGGCGCUGCACCGCGGCUGCCGGGCCCACGAUCAAUUGGGCAAAAUAUUUUCAGAGCGUUUCAUUUCUGGUGUCUAUUUCGAACAAUAAAGUAUGGAUUGUAAGGAUUGUAAGAUUGUCUUAUAACCAGUUGGUCCAGAGGCCAUUUAGUCCAUAUACCAUUUGUUCUAAUUGGAAUAAGUGUUCAUUGGGCGAAAUGAAAGAAAAUUAAAUGGAUAUUAGACGAAAUGGUCAUAGACGAACUGGUGAUUAGAUGAAGUGAUGAUUGGACCAAAUGGUUGUUAGACAAAAUGUUGAUGGACUGAAUGGCAUUACACAAAAUGAAGUUAGACCAUGUGAUUAGUGGACCAGUUGGCAAUAGACGAAUUGGCAAUUAACCCUCACAUUGUCUUUAUUGCAACUACCAUGGAAGCCUUGAUUCUGUUGGCUGCUGAGCCCUGUUACCAUGGUGGUUACUAUACAUGUAAUUGCAAAGUUGAUAUAUGAAGCAGGCCUUGGGUUAAGAAUUUAGAAUUACCUCAUACCAAUCUCAACAUCCUACUUAAGAUAGGGAGGCCCCAUUACCUGAAGAUUUGUGAUCAAUUUUAGAUCGAGGCUCUGAUUGGUUCAUAGCAGGCAUGGUGAACAACAUGCACUUGCAACAGUGAUUUUGGAUGGUUAUUAGCCAUUAGCAAUUGAUUGCAAACCUUUGUGCAUAUGCGCCUCAAAGAUAAGAUCAAUUUGUAUUAAAAUCGAUUUCAAAAGAUUACAGCUCUUUGUUUAUACAUGUAUAUGGCAAGACUCAAAAUGUUUUCAUCAUGCAAAUACUUUCCCAGAUAUUAAAAGCUGAGCACUCUUAAGCCUCCAAUAUUGAGAUCAAGGAAAAUUUGCACCCAGCUAUAUGUAUUUUUUCAUGGGAGAGCUACACAUAUUUUCACUGCCAACAGUAUCUUGCAACAACAACUAAUUUUACUGUGAAUGUUCAUAAGCUAUUUCCUUGGCAUAAUACAUUAUUUCAUCUCUGCCUGAUGCUUGGCAUAUGUGAAAGGAACAAUGUCUUAACCUCCAGGGAAUGUUUCAUAAAACCUUUUAUUUGUGUCAUAUCACUGUUUUGAUACGAAUUGAUUGGAAUAUACCAUGCGAUGAGUGAUUCUAUUACAGACACCAUUCAAGUUCAAUUACGAUAUCAAUUCAAAUUCUUUGUGUUCACAACUUCACAUACAUUGCAAGUGUGUCAAACAUACCACAAAGUGGCAAGAGAUCACAAUGGUUUUAUUUGAAAAGUGGACAAGCUUGAUUGAAAAAAAAAACUCUGGAUCAAACCAAAAAGAACAGGAAGCUUAAAAAAAGAAUUAUGAUAGACGUGAGAAAUGUAACAUUUGAGCUGAGUUUAUGUAUUGCUUGAUUAUUUUAGUGAAUUCAUGUAUAGGCCAAAUAUGUGAUAGAAUCAUUUAUUCUAUUGUUGAAAAAAAAUAAAAAUAAAACUUGAGUUUGCUUGCUUGAUGUGCUAUCUCAAUGGGUGAGACACUUUUUUUUUUUGGGGGGGGAGGGUGGGUUCUCCUCCCCUCUAUUAUGGUAUGAUUCAAGUUACGCUACUCUGUAUGGAUCAUUAGCAAAGUGAAAAGUAAUUUUUGUUAGUAGAAUGCAUAAGAUUUAAAGAGAUAUAUUUCAAAGAAAAUUAUUUAUGAACUGUAUGUGCCUACAUCUAUCCAAAGUUUAUUUACAAUGAUCCUCUACUGAAAUUCUAUAUUGCAUGGCCUAAACAUUAUACGUUGCUACUACCAAGCAUUUAAUACCAAUGUGUUGAGUACAUAUAUUAUAAUGAACACAUAUUUCUGAGAGGAAUUUUCUUUCAAACUUUAUACUUGUAACGUACUAUGAAAUGUGCUUGUCAUUUCUAAGGCAGACAUCCCUUGUUUUAAGAACUGGUAAUUGUUAUGUACUGCAUAAAGAAAUGUAAUUCUAAGAGGAUUGGUUCUGAAUGUUAAUAGUAUAAUUUCACAUGCAUUUCUAGAUUGAACGUCAAUUUCUUGAAAUUUGGGUAUUGCAUCGGAUCUGUCUAUGCGCAUGUAAGGGACAUGGCAAACAUGUGUAAAUAAAUUAACGUUAAGGACAAGCAUUCUUCUUUUUUUUCAUUAAAUUCCAGAUUUACUCCACAGGUAAUACAGGGUACUGCACAAAUCUACCCCUUGAAAAACCAAACUCACAUUUUUUCAGGCAUUUUCAUUUCACAUAUAGCCAGAAUAACAAGCAUUUCCAUGGUUACUUAGUUAAAAGAUGUAAGCUAAAGAUAUAACAAAAUGUCAAAAAGUAAAAAUUAAAAAGAAAUCUGAUAUUUUUUUUUCUUGCAGUUACUGCCAGAUCAUGAGACAUGGGAGGGUAUAUUUGUUUUCACCUUAUACUCACCCAUCUUUGAGUUUUUUUUUUCUUUUUUAUGAUAUUAUCUUUGGAAUUGCGAACAUACAUUAUGAGUGUGCAGGUAUAUAGAUGUCUUAUGUGUAAAAUUAUUGGAUACAAAAUCUAUGCAAUCAUUUAUACAAAUUUUUAUCAAAUCAUUUCCCGUUUGCUGCACUGUUUGUGACCCCCCCCCCCCACCCUAUGCAUGCUCUAUUUUGCUCAUUAGUGUAAUGAUGAAGGUUUAUUAUUAGGCAUAGAUUGUUUAAUUACUUGAAAAUUGCAUUUUCAUGUUUAUAUUAAUUAAGGCAAUUUAUUUGGGAAACAUUUCAACUUUAACUAGUUUUUCAAAUGAUUAAAAUUAAUUUGUUUCUAGCACACACAUUAUCAGGCAGGGUCAACUUCACUGAGCCUUUGUUACAUUUGUCAGAGGUUUUUAAAAAAGAAAAUAUAAUUAUAGAAAAGAACGUGAUUGUCAUCCAAGUUGGCAUUGGAUUCCAAUUUAAAGGUGAAUCCAAUCUUGGUCAAAAAAUGUGUUGGAAAAAAGAAAAAUAAGAAAAAGAGAAUGGUGAAAGUUUUGAAAGAAAUUGGGCAAGCAAUAAGAAAAUUAUGGCUGCUUUAAAAUUUAGAUCCCUAAGUCUAUGUAAAUUUCAAAUUGGUAACUGGGUAAUUAAAUUAUGACAAGAGGCAAGCCCCAAGGACAACUUUCCCAUAGAUAAUGUACUUAAUUAUCAGGAUUUUGUGGUUUGCUACUAAAUACCUAUUCCCCUUGGGCAGUAAUCAAAAUAUAACCCAGGUGGCAUAUUGUUUUAUGUCUUUUUGAAAGAAAAAUAUAAUUUGAAGAAUAACAUAAAAAAAUGAAAUUUUAGCCAUUUUAUACUUGGAGUAAGUGGAAGAUUAGUCCUGCCUUACAUCACUAUGACAUCACAAAUGUGGCCAAUUUGAAGACUCCAUGGGUAUAUAGUGAUUACGGUUUUUACAACCUUUAAAAAUUGAUAACUUUCUUAUUGUUCGUCUGAUGUUGAUCGAACUAUCACUUAUCAACUUGUCUGAUUUUUUUUCUCUAAAGCAACUUUUUACUUGGAUUGGACUCCCCUAUAAUUUAUUUGGAUGCUUACCUUGUGCAUCAUUAUGAUAGUGCACUAUGAUUUCAUAUUGCACGUAAUGGAACGCGAGGUAAAAUCUGCAUUUUUCUCUGUUCAAUAUUUUUUUUCAAUAUGGAAUAUACUUUUCUUUGAAUCCUAUUUAGAAAAUGCUCAAAUAUGUAGAAAAGUACAAAAUUUACAUGUUCCAGUGGACUUUUAGCCGUCCCACAUUCUUGUUGCAAACUAGGAUUUCUUUUAUCAAUUUUUUUUUACAAAAAGAAAUCCAGUCGUGUGUAGAUAGCAUUUCAUAAUUUAACCAUAACUUUAAGAAUUUAGUGCAAUAUAUCGUAAGACAAACGGUCAAGAAAAUAUAAAUAGUUCUCUUUCCUUACAUAAACUGUUUAUGAGGCCAGUUGGAAACUAUACAAAUGAUUGCAUUAUUCCGUAGCAAGGAAAAGGGAUUGAAUAUGUAUAUGUAUUUUUAUUUUUUUAUUUUGUGUAUAGUAUUCCAUUAACACUUGCUCGCACAAAAUCUAGUCUGCUUUUUCCCCUGAGCCCGCUUUUCCUCAUCUCGCACGCUCUUUCUCUCUCUCUGUUUCUUUCUUUCUCUUUCCCUCUCUCUCUGUUUCUUUCUUUCUCUUUCCCUCUCUUUCUGUCUCUUUAUUUUGAGUUUAUCUUGAGCAUUGCAUAUAGAUUUAUGCACAUUUUAGUUGUUUUUUUUGUUGAAAAUAAUAUGACUUGUAUUUUGAAAAAAGAAACGUUUUUCCCUUUCUGUUGAUCAUUUAAUGAUUAAGUACAACAGAUAUGUGCGAACCAAGGGAUGCCAACCUAUGUCUUAUAUUUCAUGUUGUACUCUUGUUAUGAAGCUCAAAUUAGAUUACAGUUAGUACUACUAUACAAAAAAGCAAUUGUCACUUUUUCAAAAGGUAUCUAGCUCCCUCUAUUGGUAGUGAGGGAGAGGGGCUUUCUUAUAAAAUAGAAAUUGAUUUCUAUUAUGGGCUAAUAUGGGGCAAUCAAAUAACAGUGAACAGGCUUACUCAUUUAAGACCAGUUAUAACUAAAAUCUGCCUGUCAAAUAAUUGUUUUAAUGGAUAUUAGUUAUUACCAAUGCAUUUUAUUUUAUUGUUAGAAUGGCAUUAAUGAUUCUUUAACAACUAUUAGUAGAUGGCCUUAAAAGUUGUAAUUUUUAUUUCAGGUUUUUUUUUGGGGGGGGGGGGAUGUUAACAAAUAUCCUACUGGAGCCAGGCAAUCCAUAUUAAAAGCCUCUAUGGGAAUUAAAGAAUUCAGGGUGGUGUUUCUUGUUUACAAAUAACUUUAAAGACCAGUGACUUUUUGUGCUCAAUCAGAUUAUUAGUAAUUCAUAUUCCAAUCAGCUAAUGGUAAAAUCCAACGUUUAGAUUACAAAAACUUAUUGUUAAGCAUUUGAAUGCGAAGGUUUUUUUUUGUCAAUGUUUAACUAAAAUACAGACAUUUUACUCUCAUUAUGUUAAACAGGGAAAAUCUUGGGUUUUGCACUAGAAAGGGUCACCAGUGAGUCGUGCAUGAAAUCUUGCAUAUCUACAAACAACUUUAUAAAACAACUCCCAUUAGCCAGAGGGUUCAUUGGGUGAAUGUGUUUCAUAUCUUGAUAUGUUUAAUUAAUUACUGAUGUUCAAACCAAAAUCAAUGUGAUAUUUUUUUAUUUCUAUGUAUUGAAAUAAAUACAGACCAGUUGUGGUAAACAACAACCAGUCAAGCUCUUAACUUUUCUUUAAUCUUGAAGAUUUAUUUUCAAGUCUCGAUGAUUUAGAUGAAAAUGGGUAAACUUGAAUUCAGUUAGUCUGGUGUUCGGCUGGUCAGUAACACCACCAAAUUACUUGAUUUCAAAUCCAUGAAAUGUAUAAUGUGUACCAUUUUAUUGUCUUAAGUGCAGCUGUAAGCUCUAAAUACAUGUAAUUCAAAAGUAUGGUCUGAGCUCUUCUAAUGGUUUCUAUUUCUGAGCCAGAACGAUCUAAAUCACACUGCCUCUCUGAUUUUGACAGAUGAAUGGGGAUUUUUAAGACAAUAAUUUAGCACAAACUCACCAUUGAAUGUACAUGUUUUUAUGAUCUUUCUGACAUUUUUACAAAUAGUUGAGUCAACUUGGUUUGGUUUCGAUUCUCUACAACGCAUCUCAGAAAACAUAACUUAGAAAUGAUUCAAGUUUUGUCAUAAUCUCAGUUAUAUUAUAAUGAAUAAAAUGAUAGGUUCUCUACAUGUGAUUCCCAGAAAACAAAGGAAAUUUUCAAUGCUUUAUCAUAACCUAAUAUCAAUUAUGGUAGGUAAGAGGAACUACUGUCAGUAUAAUUAUUAUGAAAUAUGUAAGGUUUUACCUUUUUUUUCAGUGGUCUUAAGAAAUGCUGAAUAUUUUGUUGCUUUUGUGUGUGAAUAUAUUUCCGUUUAUUUUAAUUGUUAUCAUUCUUUACUGGACAGAAUGAAUGAUUUGUGGGCAGGGAGUUUCCUGACUACAAUUACAAUAUUCUUUUUAAGAAAAUCAAUAAUUGGUUAAUUCUUUAAAAGUUUGUUUAUUAAAAAUCUUUAACCCAUUUUGUUACAGAUUUUAUGCUGUAUAGACUCCAUCAUUAAUGCUAUACUUUUGAGAAUCUAAACUUUGCAAUGAUAAAAUGGAAUUUUUUUUUUGCUUUUCCAUUCGUAAUUUAUUUUUUAUGUCUACCUUAUUGUGUGAGUUCUUUAAAUGGAUCAUGUGUCAGGUGACUAGUCACGUGACAUACAUAUGACUUCUAUUACGCUUUAUCUGAAAACGUAAUGACUUACUGUUAAAGCAUAUUGUACAUUGACCUGUAUAGUGUAUAUCUCAGAGAGUUUGAAUUUAUGUAUAUUUGCCGUGUGACUAAAUAUCAAGCUUUCUCAUUUGAUAUUCUGCAUCAUACUUUAAAGAAUGCUUGGAUAAUAAAUAAAAAAUCUA